GUAAGAACAUUGCUAGAUAGAAUGACUCAUUGCGAUGAACCGUGUCUCUGCAUUUAAUGAGCAGGCUGGACUAUAUAUUCAAAGCUGAUACAGAUAAACUACAAAGAGUUUCUUCCACAUUUAUUAUUCUUUGAAAAGAGUUAAAAAGUGGGAAACAAAAAAUGGGCUCUGAAACCACUCUUCGCCUCCCAGCCAUAGAUUUCUCCUGCAAAGAUUUAACGCCAAGGACUCCUGUAUGGGAGACAGUGAGAUCCCAAGUCCGGGAAGCAGCUGAGGAGUUUGGUUGCUUUGAGGCUUUGUUCAAAAAUAUUCCUCAGGAGCUGCGGAAGGCAAUGGAUGGAGCACUGGAAGAGAUUUUUGCAUUACCUUUAGAAAUCAAGAAACGUAAUGUUUCUGAAAAACCGUUCCAUGGUUAUAUUGGAUCAUCUUCCCCGGGGUCACUAUAUGAGAGCAUGGGCUUUGAUAACCCAGAAGACCAUAAAGAGGUCGAAAGAUUCACCAAGAUCAUGUGGCCCGAAGGAAAUACAAAUUUCAGCAAAACGGUGCAUUGGUUCUCGAAGAUAUUAUCAGAAUUAGAUCAAACAAUAAGGAGGAUGAUUGUGGAGAGCUUUGGUAUAGAGAAAUAUUUGGAAGAACACAUGAACUCGACGUACAAUUUUCUCAGGGUCACCAAAUAUGAAGCACCCAAAACCACUGAGAAAAAGACAGGGCUAAGGGCUCACACAGAUAAGAACACAACUAGCAUACUGUACCAAAGUCAGAUUGAUGGGUUGGAGGUGCAAACCAGAGAUGGUGAAUGGGUCAAUGUGAAAUUCUCACCUCACUCUUUCAUAGUCAUCAUUGGGGAAUCUCUCAAUGCAUGGACUAAUGGUCGACUGCACAGUCCAUAUCAUCGAGUUAUGAUGAGUGGAGACCAGAAAAGGUACUCUGCUGUAUUGUUUACCGUCCCCAGGGAAGGCUACAUAAUAAAAGCAGCAGAAGAGCUACUGGAUGAAGAACACCCCUUGCAAUUUAGGCCUUUUGAAUAUCCUGAGUAUCUUAAACUCCGUUUUGCAGAUACUGGUAAAAGUUAUGAAUUACCUUUAAAGGAUUAUUUCGGUGCCUGACCAUGUAAGGCAUGAUUGGAGGAUUGAUGACUAUUUGCUUCUCUGUUGUGAACUUGCAAUUCAAUAAAGGCAAAUUAUUAGGUGCACACGCGG
Messenger RNA from Hevea brasiliensis (rubber tree), 1199 nucleotides. RefSeq names its product probable 2-oxoglutarate-dependent dioxygenase AOP1. NCBI's taxonomy places the organism in Eukaryota, Viridiplantae, Streptophyta, Magnoliopsida, Malpighiales, Euphorbiaceae. Gene Ontology annotation, molecular function: dioxygenase activity. The record is from RefSeq and is a predicted model, not a curated record. The coding region runs from base 162 to 1106 and encodes 314 amino acids. The transcript is spliced from 3 exons.